Periconia digitata is the source of this 1968-nucleotide messenger RNA. Lineage: Eukaryota; Fungi; Ascomycota; Dothideomycetes; Pleosporales; Periconiaceae. The record is from the annotation of a GenBank genome assembly.
UUCCCAUUCAUGCUCGCCUUCCGCUCUCUGACACGCACGACUUCUGCGGCCUAUGUAGUCCGCAGCUCCUCUGCCGUCUUCAAUAAAUUCUUCCAUUCUUCCCCCGUUCGAUACGCCAUUGAUAUGGACAAGGUCAACACCACCGAGCGGCUCGCGGAGCUCCGCAAGCUGAUGAAGGAACGCUCCAUCGAUGUGUAUAUGAUCCCUUCUGAAGACAGCCAUCAGAGCGAGUACAUUGCGCCCUGUGACGCCCGUAGAGCAUACAUAAGUGGCUUUACCGGUUCGGCAGGCUACGCUGUUGUCACCCAUCAGAAGGCCGCCCUAUCCACCGACGGUCGUUACUUCAACCAGGCUUCGAAACAGUUGGAUUCCAAUUGGGAAUUGCUCAAGCAGGGCCUGCAGGAUGUCCCCACAAUUCAGGAUUGGACUGCGGACCAGGUCGAGGGAGGUAAAGUCGUGGGUGUGGACCCAAGCGUAGUCACCGCAGCCGAUGCACGCAGGCUCGCCGACAAAAUCAAGAAGAAAGGUGGCGAGUACAAGGCCGUCGACCAGAAUCUGAUUGAUCUGGUGUGGGGAAGCGAGAGACCGCCUCGACCGAACGAAAAUGUCAUUGUCCAGCCUCUCAAAUUCUCUGGCAAGAGCUUCGCAGACAAAAUCGAGGACAUCAGGAAAGAGCUGGAGAAGAAGAAAAGCUUGGGCUUUGUCGUAUCCAUGCUUGAUGAAGUUGCUUGGUUGUACAACCUCCGCGGCAAUGAUAUCCCCUAUAACCCCGUCUUCUUCUCGUACGCUGUAGUCACUCCUACCACAGCCACUCUCUACGUGGACGAUAGCAAGCUUCCAUCCGAUGUCAAAGAGCAUCUCGGAGACAAAGUGACUAUCCGGCCCUAUGACGCCAUCUUCGAAGAUGUGACAGCUCUGAGCGCGGAAUUGUUCAAAACGAACGAGGAAUCGACCGAGAAAAAGAAGUUCCUGACAUCUACUAGGGCAUCUUGGGCCCUGAAUAAGGCUCUCGGCGGUGAAGACCGUGUAGAGGAGGUUCGUAGCCCAAUCGGGGACGCAAAGGCGGUCAAGAAUGAGGUGGAGCUAGAGGGUAUGCGACAGUGCCACAUUCGUGACGGCGCAGCCCUCACUGAAUACUUUGCCUGGUUGGAAGAUCAAUUGAUCAACAAAGGAGCAACGCUUGAUGAGGUUGAUGGUGCUGACAAGCUCGAAUCUAUCCGUAGCAAACAGGAUUUGUUCAAGGGGCUGUCUUUCGACACCAUCUCUUCCACUGGUGCCAAUGCCGCAAUCAUCCAUUAUAAGCCAGAAAAGGGUGCUUGCUCCAUCAUCGACCCCAAGGCAAUCUACCUGUGCGACUCUGGUGGUCAGUAUCAGGACGGCACAACAGAUACCACACGAACACUUCAUUUCGGCGAACCUUCUGAGAUUGAGAAGACUGCCUACACACUCGUACUGAAAGGCAACAUCGCGCUGGAGCGCUCAAAGUUUCCCAAAGGCACAACUGGUUUCGCUCUAGAUGUGCUGGCUCGUCAGUUCUUAUGGGCCGAGGGACUUGACUACCGACACGGCACUGGACACGGUGUGGGAUCUUUUCUGAACGUGCAUGAGGGUCCGAUUGGUAUUGGUACUCGUGUGCAAUUCUCCGAAGUUCCCCUCGCGGUCGGUAAUGUAGUCUCGGAUGAGCCUGGCUACUAUGAAGAUGGCAAGUUCGGUAUACGAAUUGAAAACAUGGUCAUGGUCAAGGAGGUGGAGACGAAACACCAGUUCGGCGAUAAGCCUUACUUGGGCUUUGAGCAUGUUACAUUGACACCUCAUUGCAGAAAGCUGGUCGACUUCAGUUUGCUGACCGAGGACGAGAAAUUUUUUAUCAAUGCGUACCACAAGGAGGUAUUCGACAAGACAAGCAAGUUCUUCGAAAAGGACGAGUUGACUUUGACAUGGUUGAAGCGGGAGACCGCGCCCUAUUGA